Messenger RNA from Dentiscutata erythropus, 900 nucleotides. The record is from the annotation of a GenBank genome assembly. Lineage: Eukaryota; Fungi; Glomeromycota; Glomeromycetes; Diversisporales; Gigasporaceae.
UUCUUUAUGAAUAUUGCUCAAUAUAAGGAACAAAUUCGACAAUAUAAUUUUGUUCAUUCAACCAAUCAACGAGUACUUUGCAGUAAAUAUAAAGCAAAACCGGAUCCUAGUUGUUCUAACUGUAAUCCAGCGAAUUUAAACUUUGCUCUGGCAGCACAAUUUUCAAGAUUUUGGCCUUGGUUUCAAUUUAAAUAUCAAGCUCAAACUAAGUGGACAGCAAUAUCUGGCUUUAUUACCACUCCUAUACAAUCGGAAAACAAUAGUAACUCUGAAACUUCUUCCACUACAGCUAUAAUUGUAGAAUCUACUUGUAGUAGCUCUAAUUCUUCUACGACAGCUUUAGUUGCUGAAUCUACUCAUUUAACUAACAAUACUACACACAACCCACCAACAGAAACUAUAACUAAUACAAUUGCAACAACUACUUACAAUCCAGCUAAUAUAGCAUCUACAUCGAAUAACAUCAAUACAAACACAAAUUCAAAUCCAUACGGCAAAUUUUUUAUAAAUAUUUUCUCAGAUCUAAGUAACAUGUCUGGUCAAAGAACAUCUACUCGUAUAACGCACCAAAUACCUACUUUAAUAGAUAUACAAGAUAGAAAUAAUGAAAACAAUAGACACAGAGCUGACGAACGUCAUGUACCUAUCAAUAAUGAACAAAACAACCAUUUGCAGCAUGAACGAGAAGAAUUUAAUGCUGAAAAUGCUAUAAGAGCUAUUAUAAAAGGACUUAGACAACUUAGUCAAAAUCACACAGAACGAGCUACUGCUGACACUAACCCUAAGGAAUAUAAACUUGUAGAUUUUUCAAUCUUUUCAGGAAGUCAUGAUGAUAACCCUGUUGAAUGGUAUGAAACUUUUAACAGAGCCUAUAUCAGUAAUAAUAUUUCGGAAAACUGA